Messenger RNA from Kwoniella botswanensis, 1350 nucleotides. RefSeq lists its product as uncharacterized. The transcript has 6 exons. Gene Ontology annotation, cellular component: MIS12/MIND type complex. Lineage: Eukaryota; Fungi; Basidiomycota; Tremellomycetes; Tremellales; Cryptococcaceae. Bases 1 to 1350 code for a protein of 449 amino acids. Gene Ontology annotation, biological process: chromosome segregation. The record is from RefSeq and is a predicted model, not a curated record.
AUGGGUCUACAAAGGACUCCUCCCACACGCUCACAGCCCCUUCCAUCCGUAUCACCCGUUCCUCCUCCUGUCCAAUCAACAGAAGAUGUCGACGCCCCCAUUCAGCCCCAGGGACACGAUGAGGCAGAUAAGACCACCAUCUCAAACAUCUCGGACUCGAAAGCUUUCGCACCUCGACAUCCAGGCGUGAUGCGUACUCCACCACAUUCAUCUGGCUCUGCUGAGCACGAAGAUCAGAUAAAUAGGUUCGAACAUGUUGAUGAAAGACCCAUCCGACCUGCACCUUUUCCACCUCGCGAAGAGACAUCUCUUAGACCUAUGGAGUUGGACGUACCUCAGAUACAGCUAGAGGCAGAUAAGACGAUCGUAAUCGAGGAGGAUUCACAAGCUGAGUCAUCAAUCGAACAGCAGAUGGUCAUCGAUACGGAACAAAGUCCCGCAAAACAGAUAUCAAUGCCAGUCGAUCGAAAUCAGAUACAUUCUGGGUCAGCUCCUAUGGAGAUUGACAUUCCCGUACAACAGGCAGAUCCAGAAAGAUCUACCACACCCACAUACAACCCACAACAACCUUCAGCUCAAGCUGGACCAUCCACAAUUCAUGCUCCGCCGCCAACCACGCCCUCUUCACAGAGUACGAUUCCCAAAACACCGAGAUCAAGAAGGAAGACAAUGGAACCUUUACCUUCACCUCCUCGAAUACCAUCUGUACAUCAGGAAGAAGAAUAUCAAUUUGGAAGGAGAUAUCAACUGACGAUGGAAACGCUCGAAAGAGCUGUCAAGGCUGGUGCACAAAGGUGGACGACCGAACACUUGAAAGGAUGUUUCCCCCAACUUACCAAAGACCUAGGGAAACCAAUGGAAGAUAUCUGUACGUCUGCCAGUCAAAGUAUGCGUCAAAAUAUUCUUGCAAGUGCAGCGGAACACAUGAAACACUACAAAGUCGGACCUGCCUUACAAGCUAUUGACGAAGUUGAUAAAGAAGCUAAAGAUUAUAGGAGGUUCAAUCCGCCCGAAUCGGAUAUAGGGAAAUUGGGUAGACCAGAUGCUUGGAGACCCGACGUGACACCUAAUGCAUUGACGAUAUCAUCCGUACUACCAGUAUACGACAACUCAUAUUCCAAGCUCAGAGAAGAAUAUCUCGAGCUACAUAAAUACUGCUCGGACAAGUACAAAACAUUGAUAGAGAAGCAAAAUCAAUUAAACGAGUUGGAAAAUGGAGUUUCAGAUGGUGUAAUCGAAUUAGAAAAGACAAUUGAGAUUUUGUAUAAUCUACCAAUGGAAGAUAUGAUGAUUUGGACGGAAUCUGCUGAAAGUAAAUUAGAUACUAGGGCACCUGAACAGAUUCAGUAA